AUGUUGAAGAAACAACACAAUACGUCAAAAUCGACGUCAUUAUUCCAAAUCAGAUUAAAGAACCUUGAACACGAUGUGCUUGUGUUGAAAGGAAGCCCUCACGAAGCUGCUUCAGCAUUGUUAUCAGGAAACAUUGCCUUGUCUGUCAAUGAGCCAAUCACAAUCAAAAAAGUCACCCUUAGGCUUUAUGCAACUUUGAAAUUGCGUGCUGAUUUAACGUCGGCAUCAUCGGCUGCUGCUGGAACGAGCCGAAAAUUGUUGAAUUUCUCCAAAAAGGUGUAUGAAUAUGAUUGGGAUUCAAAUGAGUUUAAUCAAUAUUUUGACCAUAUGUAUGAGAAUAACUCUCACUCGACGCCACAAUUGUCCAAAAACGGCUCCUCAACUUCACUCAAAAACUUGAGGUCAAGAAGUGGUUUAAACUUGGCACAAUUGUCACAAUCAAGUCAUAGUUUAUUGUCAAGUCCAAGCAGCAGCUCAACCAAUGUUUCAAGAACCGCCGUUUCUGGUGGUGCUACUAAUCAUGUUUUGGUCCAGGGUAACUAUGAAAUCCCAUUUAGUGCCAUUUUACCUGGAGAUAUGCCAGAAUCGAUUGAAGGUUUGCCAGGUUGCUCAUCCGUUUAUAAACUUGAAGCAACUAUCGACCGAGGCAAAUUCCAUAGUGCAUUGGUUACAAAAAAGCACCUUCGUGUGGUUAGAACGUUAACUACUGAUGCUGUUGAAUUGUCAGAAACUAUUGCUGUUGACAAUACUUGGCCUAAGAAGGUUGAGUAUUCGUUGAGUUGCCCGACUCGUGCUUUGGCUAUUGGAAGUGGAACUCCAAUUAGUAUGAUGCUUGUUCCAUUACUAAAAGGAUUGACAUUAGGAGAAAUCAAGAUUCAAUUGGUCGAGUUUUACUCGUAUGUGGGGAAUGUACCACCCAUGCAUCAAGCAGAAAGAGUAAUUGCUUCCAAAAAAAUACCAAAGCCAGAUCCUGAUGCAUUUAAUAUGGACAAGUGGGAAAUUGAAACAUUUUUACGAAUCCCGGCCAGUUUAUCCAAAUGCUGUCAGGAUGUUGACUUGCAACUGCAUGUAAAAGUUAGACACAAGUUGAAAUUUGGAAUCGGAUUGGUGAAUCCCGACAACCAUGUAUCCGAAUUGAGGGCAUCAUUACCUGUGCAAUUGUUUAUUUCCCCCUUUGUUACUGUUAGUUCCAAACAUGAGAUUGAUUCAGCAACACCAAAUGAAAACAAUGAGGAGGAUAUCUUAUUCACGAGCGACUCGUAUGACCAACUCAGCGGACUCAAUAAUAGAGCUAAUAACAAUAAUAGUGCUGCAAAUUCAGCUAGCAAUUCUCAUACAUCACUUACUGGAUUGGUUGCACCACCAAUGUACGAUCAACACAUUUAUGAUCGGUUGUGGUCAGACGUUUCUCCAAUUGAAACCCCAUUAACAUCUGGAGCCUCGACUCCAAGGAGUAGAGGUGGUGGCUAUCUUGGUGGCGACGUGGGUCAGUUUGCCAUGUCUCCAUUGGAUUCAAAUGCAUUGAGUGAAAACCUUAGACAAUUGAGCUUACAGAGACAAGCUCAAGAGGCGGAAGCAAACUCACAGAGCUCUCGCAACGGUCGAGCAACAUUUAAUUUUGACGAAGAAGAUUCACAUUCAACUCCACCAUCCCUACCAAGCAAUGAUUACUUUAGUCGAGUUCCUGGAGUAAUUCCAAGAAACCGUAGCUUUUUGCAAGACCAUGUAAUGACACCUCCUGUACACUUGUCAAGGGUCAAUUCUGAUGUCAAUAUGCUUAGCAGCAGUGACUUGUCACGAGUCCCUUCCUAUAGCCAAGCGAUGAAAAGUGUUGCUUCGGGCGAUGAUGACGUUGCUCCAGCAUAUGAACCACCAUCUCCGGACUCUCACAUCAACUUACAAGAAGUGAAUCGAAACUUGUUACAGAAUAAUCAAUCAUCAUUACUUCGUCCAAGUUUGCCACAACGAGGUCCAAGCGGACGCAAAUCUGGUUCUCGCUCAUCUUCAAACAACACUUCACCGUCGGUUUCUCGUAAUGUGUCAUCCACCAGUUUAUCAAACUUGAUCCCGUCGCGUAAAUCAUCAAGCAAUUUAGCUGCUUCAUCGGGAGGUAAUGGAUCACAUUUGACACCCUUGCGAGCAGCUUCAGCAACCAAUGGUGUUGGAUCGUCAAGUAACUCAUUAUCAACUAGUCCUGUGAAUAUACGAGGUCCAAGUCCAAAUCUGUCGAGUGAUGCAUCGAGUGUGAGUAAAUUGUCACGAAGUGCUUCCGAUAGACACGCUGGUGUUCCAAUGAGAACUUCGUCGAGUUUGAGUUUGCACAAUUUGCACUUUUUGUCAAAGAAGAAAGAUAAGAGGUAA
Messenger RNA from Lodderomyces parapsilosis, 2361 nucleotides. RefSeq names its product Rod1p (gene ROD1). Gene Ontology annotation, cellular component: plasma membrane; cytoplasm; cytosol. The coding region runs from base 1 to 2361 and encodes 786 amino acids. Gene Ontology annotation, molecular function: ubiquitin protein ligase binding; protein-macromolecule adaptor activity. The record is from RefSeq and is a predicted model, not a curated record. The transcript has a single exon. NCBI's taxonomy places the organism in Eukaryota, Fungi, Ascomycota, Pichiomycetes, Serinales, Debaryomycetaceae. Gene Ontology annotation, biological process: ubiquitin-dependent endocytosis.